Cyphellophora attinorum is the source of this 2475-nucleotide messenger RNA. RefSeq names its product Protein STB2. NCBI's taxonomy places the organism in Eukaryota, Fungi, Ascomycota, Eurotiomycetes, Chaetothyriales, Cyphellophoraceae. Bases 1 to 2475 code for a protein of 824 amino acids. The record is from RefSeq and is a predicted model, not a curated record. The transcript has a single exon. Gene Ontology annotation, cellular component: Sin3-type complex.
AUGGCGGGCACAGCGCCCUUGAUCACACCUCAUGCUCACUACUUGACACCGUCGCCCCAGGAGUUCAGACGCUUCUUCCCAGAAGCUGACGACAUGGGCGACGCUGACACCGUCACGAAUGGCAUAUCUAGAAGUUCUACAAACGCGCCAACGUCCGCCGACACCACUACGACACGGCCGCGCGGCACAACCCAAGGCCGUCAGAAACUCGUCUUCACGGAUCCUGUAGCCUUUAGAUAUCUGGAGGAGGAUCCAGACACCAUCGUGCUGGACCGAAGGCGACGGCUGGAGGGCUAUGAGCUGUACAUUGUUGAGCAAUGGGCUUGCUCACGGACUCACCCAACUUUCCUCAUUUGUACUUAUACUGGAGACACGUCGCGGUCGGUCAUAAUUAACGUGCUGAGUGUACCUUCUGAUUCAGCGACAUGGUCGCCUCGACUCCGGCUCUACUUUGAUGCCAUGUCUCAAUACCAUGCCAAGCCGAAGGAGACACCUUAUGGCGAUAUCAUGGUCACCAACCUAGCUGGCUUCCCUGCAACACUGACCGUGAUUGCUGUUCCGGAUGGUGAUGUCCGGAAGCACAGGGAGGACUUCAUCGUUAACGAGGACCUAAAGCGAAUGAACUGUGCCGGCCGAGGCGCAAUGAACGUUCAGCCGCCCCAGCAAAGCACAGUGGCCAAAUUUCAUCAGUUAUACCGCACGAGUGAGAGCAUCGGAAUCUAUCAAGCUGUUAUGGAGCUGGUGAAGCUGUGCCAGAAAGCGUUGCUGAUCUAUGGACGCCUGCAGGAGGCCUAUACUGACGGCCUCCUGUGCGAUAUUACCGAGAAAGCCAUAGCUGACUGGUGGACGGAGGUUGGGGUCUACUUCUACAACAUCGAGCCUGGAGAUGGGAUACUCGGCCCGACCACGGUUGCAGCUCUGCUGGGUUUGCUCAUCGGUGCCAACAACCGAUUAAAAGCUUACGGCGCCCCAGUGGGAAAGGACAUUUUCGACAUCCCCUCCAUGAAGCGGGCAAUUGGAUCAUUCCAGAAAGCAGCUAAGCUCGAACGCACAAGACGUCUGGACCUGAAGACUCUAGAUAAGCUCCACCGUGCAACAGCAAAAACAGCAAGUGGAGAGGGAUGGACUGUGUCACGCGCGGUCAAAGGCACGCUGGCCGAAGUGAGCGGCAAAGGCGGCGAGAUGGUCAUGGGCAUUGUGGGUGGCAAGGACAAAGCCGGCAUCUCGGAAGUCGAGACCCUCGACAUCGACAGAUUUGCUCAACUUGUCGUUGGACCCAGAAUGAAGUGGCUGUGGCUUGGCAAGUCGAAGCCCGUGGAAGUGCAGCGAGAAGCAAAUGAAGGCGCUGAGCUAAAAGGUCAAGUGUUUAGCACCGACGACCAAGGUGGCUUUAUCUGGACGAGCAACAAACGAGAUUCCGUUGCACAUGGCCUCGAAAGGUCCGACACAGCAAACAGUCUGGCGCCGCACAGUGCUACCGAAGGCCGCUCUGGCCUUGGCCGGAUACGUGAAGCCGUUGGUGGAAAGCUGCAUAACCAAAGACCCGGUCACGAGCGAGAAGACACAGCACUUGACUUCGACUCUAACAACGCCACACCAAGUAUCUCUGCGGUGAGUUCGAAUAUCUACCAGCGCCCAACCACGCCAGCAAAUGAAGAAGCACCUCCCCUCGGCUUAGCUCUCAAAGAAGCCUCAUCAUUCGGUCCUGCCCGCCAGGUCAGUCCGCGACAAGCCACAGGGCUGCGCCCAGGUAUGGUGCGCUCAGCAACCGACCACCGCGUCCCCAGCUAUCGCAAACAGCUCGCCCCAGCGCCUCUCGCCGAAUCACCGCGCAAAAGAGAAAUCGCGUCCAGUCUAGAGCGCAUCCGCAGAGAACUGCAGUCUCCCAAAUAUGUUGAGCUGAACAACCUGUUCGAGAACUACUCCGGGCCUCAAGCACCUGGUCUGCGCCGCUCCCGCUCCGCCGUUCACACCGUCGGCACAAUCUUCGAGAACUUCCCCCGCCAGAACCGCCCUCCCACGCCACCCUCUCCUUCCUCCAUCGUCGAGACCUCAGUCCUCACCUUUCCCGACGUCAUCCUCGCCGAGCCUCCCCUAGCCCUGAACGAGCAGAAACCCAACGACAACACCAACGCAGCCAACAAACCGAACGGCACGACCACAGCAGACUCCGCAGCACCCACCAAACCACCACCAACGAAAGCAGAGCUUCUCACCGCCCUCUCAACACGCACUCCCCUCCUAGUCUCCGCCCAAAAACGCCACCGCCGCAUCACCCAGGUCACCCGCGGCCUGAUCCCCUACACCGAAGACUGCGUCUCCCACGUCGAAUCCCUCGACCGCGCCGCGGGCGCCAACCUCUCCGAUCUCAAUACCCUCUACUACGCGAAACUCGAGGAGUACCAAACACAAAGAGCGACGAGUGGGGAUGUAGUGAGUAACGAGAAGGGGAUGUUGGGGGAGAGUGGUCCGUAG